This is a messenger RNA of Panicum hallii, 1905 nucleotides long. RefSeq names its product GPI mannosyltransferase 3. The transcript is spliced from 9 exons. The record is from RefSeq and is a predicted model, not a curated record. NCBI's taxonomy places the organism in Eukaryota, Viridiplantae, Streptophyta, Magnoliopsida, Poales, Poaceae. Gene Ontology annotation, molecular function: alpha-1,2-mannosyltransferase activity. Gene Ontology annotation, cellular component: endoplasmic reticulum membrane. Bases 104 to 1747 code for a protein of 547 amino acids. Gene Ontology annotation, biological process: GPI anchor biosynthetic process.
CUGACAGCUCGAUUCCCAUCUCCUCCCUCCCCUCUGCUCCGCCGAGGCACAGCAGCGGCGCCGGCAGCGAGAGAGAAACGGACACAGGAAGCGCGCGCGCGCGAUGAGCCCGCGCAGGCGAUCUCGCGCUGCCGGCUCCCCGCCUGGCGACGCAGGUCCGCCUCCUUCGCCGGGGAAGGCACGGCGGAUCCGGCCGUGGGCGGCGCUGGGGUCGGACCGGAGGGUGCUGGCGCUCGCGCUGGCGUUCCGCGCGGCCAACGCGCUGCUGGUGCGCACCUACUUCAACCCCGACGAGCACUGGCAGUGCCUCGAGGUCGCCCACCGCGUCGCCUUCGGGUAUGGCCACCUUACUUGGGAGUGGAAGCGGGGCCUGCGAAGUUACCUCCACCCGUUGAUCUUUGCUGCUCUCUACAAGAUUCUGGCGCUACUCCACCUCGACAACCCAUGGUUCAUGGUGAUGGCUCCACGUCUCCUGCAAUCUGUCUUUGCAGCUUUUGGAGAUCUGUACUUGUAUAAGCUUUCCAAAUGUAUUUUCAAUGUUCAGGUUGCCCAGUGGACAUUAUUUUGCCAGUUGGUUAACUGGUUCAUGUUUUUCUGCAUCCCACGGACUCUAUCAAACAGCUUGGAGACGGUUUUGACUGUGGCAGGACUCUAUUAUUGGUUUACUGCCAUAGAGUCUUCCAAGGGAACCUCAGUUAUUUCGAAGCAGCAGGCUGCCAAUAGACAAACUCACCCAUCAAGAAAAGUGGCUCUUCUGAUAGCAGCUUUAUCCUGCGCCAUUCGGCCAACAAGUGCUGUAACAUGGCUUUAUGUUGGUCUUUUGGAUUUUAUUCAGAUGAAAUCCAAAUGUCAUUUUGUUUUUCUUGAGGUCAUUCCAGUAGGGGUCAUUGUCCUUGCAGUAACAACACUCCUUGAUUGGUGGAUGUAUGGUUCCCAGGUCAUAGUGCCACUUAACUUUUUGAAAUUCAACCUCUUCUCUUCAGGAGGAGACUACUAUGGAACACAUGUCUUCCACUGGUACUUCACACAGGGGUUUCCAUCCAUGAUUUGGACAUUCUUACCAUUUGCAAUGUGUGGAAUUGUAAAGUCUCUGGAGUGGAGGAUUUCAGGUCUAAUCGCUUGGGUAUUAGGGGUUUACAGCAUACUUGGCCAUAAAGAAUUCAGAUUUGUUCUUCCGGUGCUUCCUUUAGCAUUGAUGUUCUCGGGAUAUUGCUUAGCUGCAAUGUCACAAUUCAAGGGCAAAAACCUUCAUGGGAAAAGAUGCCUUUCAGGGUUGCAACUUUCUGUUAUUCUGCUCAUCAUAACCAAUGUUCCCAUGGCCUUAUAUAUGUCGUUAUUCCAUCAAAGAGGAACAGAAGAUGUUUUGUAUUAUUUGUCAAAAGAAGCCCAUGAUGGAAGAGUGAAGAGUGUCCUCUUCCUCAUGCCUUGUCAUUCAACACCUUACUACUCUACUUUACACUACAACCUACCUAUGCGCUUUUUGGACUGCACUCCUAGUGAUAACAAAGGGACCUUGGAUGAGUCGGAUUCUUUCCUUACAAGCCCAUCUGAGUUUGUGGGUGAGGUUUUCGGAAAUUUAACUUCAUUCAGUCACAUUGUAUUAUUUGAGUCUGAAGAAAGACAUGUUCUCCACUUGCUUCUGCGCAAUUCUUUUCUUGAGGUCAGGAGAUUUUUCCAUUCCCAUUUCAAGGUUGACAGAGACCUUCAGUCGUCUGUUGUUGUUUAUUCACGGAGGGAUGUGUUAUGACUUAGUAUUGGUGUGGCAGAAAGGGCCUGUUAUCUCAUCUAACAAUGUCCACAUGUUUUGUGUUGUUUUAGUUUUUCAUUUCAGAAAUGAUCUGUAACAAUAUUGGAUACUUCUAAUAUCUGACCCCUUGAAAUGAGAUGUUAUGAUACUUUUACUCA